Phycomyces blakesleeanus NRRL 1555(-) is the source of this 1669-nucleotide messenger RNA. RefSeq lists its product as hypothetical. The coding region runs from base 75 to 1640 and encodes 521 amino acids. The record is from RefSeq and is a predicted model, not a curated record. The transcript has 13 exons. NCBI's taxonomy places the organism in Eukaryota, Fungi, Mucoromycota, Mucoromycetes, Mucorales, Phycomycetaceae.
CCUUAAAAUACCUUAUUUUAUAUUUUAAAAUAUAUAAAUAUAUAUAAAUAUAAAUACCCACUAACUUGCUGAAAAUGACCGGGUCGAAUCAUAAACCAACUAAUCCCAUUCAAAUGUCCAUUGAUAAUUGGAAUCACCAACAAAGACUUGCGAUUGCCCGGGUUUCAGGGCAGGCCCUCAGCCUUGUCGAUCCUAUUGUUCAUCGUUCCUGGGGAAUGACAUGGUGGGACCUUUUACUCGAUCACCUUGACUUGUCGCAGCUAGAAACUGAAUCAACACCAUAUGCUUUCGAAGACGCAUUAUCUCUUUUGUCAAGGCAAGAUUCCGACAUUCGAAUUGAUAUCUUGACAGAUUUAUUGGCAAUAGCCUUGCAACUGGACAAAGUUGAUUAUGAAAAGAGUGGAAUUAUAUAUGAUGCUCGUUCUCGAUGCUUCUUUUUUGCCUUGACCCGACUUUUGGGUCUUGAUACGGGUGAUAUGUGCGCAGUCGAAAGAAGUAUCGGUCAACAGAUGUACUUUGCUCUUCAAGAAGCUUCUAAAGCAGACUCAGAUUCUGAUCGUGUUGCUGGCAUGGGACGGCAGGCACAAAAGGCUAUGGAUGAAACUAAUAACAAGAAAAAGGCAUUUCGUUGGUUAGCUACUGGAGCUGGCAUUAUUGGUGGUGGUGCCGUAAUUGCUUUGACUGGAGGAUUGGCAGCACCACUCGUAGCACCACUUGUAGCAGGGUUGACAGGUGCUACUUUCUUUGCUACUGCUGGUGGAGUAGCUCUUAUCACAAGUCUAUUUGGACUGACAGGUGGUGGAUUGGCAGGGUGGAAAAUGCACAGACGAACAAGGGGUCUAGAAGAAUUCGAAUUUGUUCAGAUUCUUAAUGACUCAGAUUUACCGCCUAUUCCAGCACUCAGUUGUACUAUAUGUAUUACUGGAUUCUUGGCAGAAAGUAAAGAAGAAGUCGAGGCACCAUGGGCAGAUGCGUUUUCUCGAAAAGGAAUCAAUAGUGAUAUUUACUGUCUUUCCUAUGAGACUGAAGCCCUCCUCACGCUAGGCCAUUCUUUUAGACGAUUUGUUACUAGCCAGGCAGCAAAAUACGCUGGUGUGGAAGUUGCCAAACAAACUGUUCUUCGUGCUGUAUUUGCUGCUGUUGCUUUGCCAGCCACUUUACUAUCAAUUGCAGAUGUAAUUGAUAAUCCAUGGCAAAUUGCUUCUGACAGAUCUCGUAAAGCAGGUCUAAUUUUAGCGGAUGUAUUGCAGGAACGUGUUCAGGGUAACAGACCAUGCAAUCUGAUUGGAUAUAGCUGUGGAACUAUUGUGAUCUGGCACUGUCUAAAAGAGUUGUUCGAUCGAGGUUGUGAAGGAAUAGUAGACAACGUGGUAUUGAUGGGUGCUCCUAUUUCAUGUCAUGAACAACAGACAUGGAACGAAAUUGUAUCUACAGUAUCUGGUAGAUUUGUAAAUUGUUAUACUUCCAAGGACUGGGUACUAGCAUUUGUGUAUCGCCUUCAUUCUCUAGAUACUAGUGUUGCUGGACUGGAACCUGUACAAAUCAAUCGAAUUGAGAAUAUUGAAUUGGAUCUGGAUGGACAUCUGGGAUACACGGAUGCAGUUGAGGAUAUCUUGUGUAAUUUGGUUAAGAUUGUAUAAAUAAUGAAAUAAAAUAUAUAAAAAAAAAA